Diachasma alloeum is the source of this 3043-nucleotide messenger RNA. Its product is annotated as protein FAN. The record is from RefSeq and is a predicted model, not a curated record. Bases 238 to 2913 code for a protein of 891 amino acids. NCBI's taxonomy places the organism in Eukaryota, Metazoa, Arthropoda, Insecta, Hymenoptera, Braconidae. The transcript has 14 exons. Gene Ontology annotation, molecular function: protein binding.
GUGCAGGUACUACGCACACAAAUGGAAGACUAAGAGGCACUAAUGCACUAAGAGGAAUUAUUUGAAUAACAUAACCUUAUUGCAGCCAUCGUAAACGUCAGAUUGUCAAUAAGAAAGGAAAAAUAUCGGUGGAGCAGGAAGAUCUUGACAAUGCGUCACACCUCUAUCACAAUAAUAAUAAAUUAUUGCCGAGGAGAUUGAGAAACGAAUGAGGUUCUGUCCAGUUAAUCGGAUAAAAUGGAAAAAGAAAGGUUCACCAUGCUCCUCCUGGAGCCCGGCGAGAUAUUCUUCGAGGAUUACAGUGUCAGAAUGAAGCUGGAGGACGACUCAGACAAAGAGAGAAGCCAGUGGAUGGACGGUCGACUAAAGCUAUGCUCCAAGUCCCUGGUAUUUGUCAAUAAAGACAUCAACUGGCCGCUCCUGAAGCUGCAAUUCAAGGAGAUCGUGUCGGUCGAGAGUACAACUAUCAGAGAAAUAGGGAGUGUUCUGUCUGCUGUUUGCAAACAAUACACAGAGAUGUUGAAAGGAAAUAUACUGGAGCCUUACAAAUUUGUGCAUAAGAGUGCACGUUUCUACAUAUCGUUUAACUACGCCAAUCCUGAAGACUGUCUCCCUCAGAUUAUGCAAUUAUUGAGGGCUGCAACACUGCCUACUGCCGAACAUAAUGCGAUGAUAAUGACAAUAGUCCACUCGAGACAAUCUCGAUUUUCCUUCGAUACCUCUUGGCUCGAAGACUUGUACGAAGAAAUAAUUUUCGAAGUGCAGGCCAACAAAAUACAGCCACUGAUAGUCAACCCUGGAAGAGUAUUACUGACUAAUUCAAGAAUCUACUUCCAACCGUACAAUAACUUGGACCAACAUCCAGUUCUGAAGAUAAAUCUGAAAACAGUUAAAAGCGUUCUGAAACGUCGUUUCCUUCUGCGCCAAGUGGGGCUGGAGAUAAAGUGGCUGAAACUACCGGAAAGUAGAGUUGAAUGUUUGUUUCUAUCUGUGAAGAAUCAGGAGGAUCGCGAUAGAUUGUACGACAAUUUGAUGAGGCAGUCGGUUCUGCAAUUAGAGACUGUACCGCAGAAUCAGAUGACUAUUCAGUGGCAGAAUAGGGGCCUUUCGAAUUAUGAUUAUCUUUUGUAUGUUAAUAGUCUCGCAGAUCGCACUUUCCACGAUUUAACGCAAUAUCCAGUGAUGCCCUGGAUCCUCCAGGAUUACACGUCUCCGAAUCUAGACUUGAACGAUCCAAAAAACUAUAGGGAUCUCACGAAACCAAUUGGGGCACUGGAGCCUGACCGGUUAGAACGAUUAAAGGAAAGAUAUCAGGAAAUGUCACACAACAAAUUUCUGUACGGUUCCCACUACAGUGCCCCUGGCUUUGUAUUGUUUUAUUUAGUCCGGAAGUACCCUCAGUACAUGCUUUGCCUUCAAAACGGUCGAUUCGAUCAUCCUGAUCGGAUGUUCAACAAUGUGGCUGACGUCUGGAAAAAUGUAUUGGCGAAUAUGUCUGACUUUAAGGAGCUAGUGCCCGAGUUUUACGAUACCUCAAAUGGUGGGGAUUUUCUGGUGAACAAGUAUGGCAUUGAUUUUGGAUAUCGAUACAAUGGGGUGAAAGUUGGAGAUGUGCAGUUGCCACCGUGGGCUGAAGGGCCCGCCGACUUCGUACAAAAAUUGAGAAGUGCUCUAGAGAGUGAUUACGUAUCGCAGAACCUUCACCACUGGAUCGAUCUCAUAUUCGGAUAUAAGCAGAGAGGAGUAGAAGCCGAGAAGGCCGAUAAUGUGUUUUUCCAUUUAUGUUAUGAGGGAGCGGUGGAUCUAGACACAAUACAAGAUAUAAACGAUCGCCACGGUAUGGAAGUACAAAUUAUGGAAUUCGGGCAAAUUCCAAAGCAAGUUUUUACUCUGCCACAUCCGAGUCGAUUCGCCUCCGCUGCAAGUUUAUCCUGUGAUAUUCCGUUGAGCUGUCCAUUGAUCGUAUCCGGGGGACAACGGAUCAGUAAAGAGAGUUCGACAUUUGAGUUGAAACAAUCAGUGAUAUUCCCCUCCCACAAAGAGACGAUAUCCACGAUUAUUCAGAUGAAUGGGGAUGGAAGUGAUAUUGCUUCAGUCGGUCAUGAUGGGGUUCUGAAGAUAUAUUCCCUGACGAAUCAGAAAUUGACCAGAAGCAUUUCGCUUUCAAAUUUACCACUCUCUUCUUGUAUUUUCUAUCAAACGAAGAGUGGACAGAAUGUACUGGUCGUUGGCUCUUGGGACAAUAGUUUGAUUUUUUACGACGUAGAAUUUGGAAGAAUAAUCGACGUUCUCACUGGGCAUGAAGAUGCCGUUUCAAGUUUAGCGUGGAGUCCCUCCAGGAACAUUAUUGUUUCUGGAUCGUGGGACUGCACAAUUAAAAUUUGGCACAGCUAUGUUUCGGGGUUGAAGAUUAAGCUCCAGGAGAGCCUCAUUGCCCAAUUGGAUCAUGAAUCGAAAAUCACGUGUCUCAGCAUUUCGAGAGAUGAAAGAUUGCUGGCCUCUGGCACAGAAGACGGAGAGAUUUGCGUCUGGAAUAUGGAUUCUUAUGAUCUAGAGUUUUCUGUCAAAGGACACGGAGGGAAAGUAACUGCCACAACAUUCGAUUCAGAAUGUAAAAAUAUCAUUGCUUGUACAAACGAUAAGACAAUAAAUGUCUUCGAUGCCAAGACGAGCACUCGCAUAUACAGUACGUUGUUGGAGGAUGGACCAACGGUUCUCAGUUGGUCUGGCUCAAUUUUACUCGUUGGAGAUGACAAAGGCAAUGUCAAUCUGUGGGACUCUCAGGAAGCAACUUUUCUGGCGAAAACACUCUGUCAUGACGGGCCAUUGACAGCAAUAACAACCACCAUCGACAAUAAUAAAAUAAUAACUGGGGGUAACGAUAGGCGAAUAAUCGUGUGGAACUGUGAUUAGCAUUGGUAAUGGUUAAAUGUUCAUCGUAUUAAAUUUCAUAUUAUUGUUCCGAGGAAACUGAAGGAUAUCAACUUGAAAUUCUAAGGGUAACAUUGGUUGAAGAAAAUAAAACGUAUUAUUUUUUACACAA